Messenger RNA from Entrophospora candida, 637 nucleotides. The record is from the annotation of a GenBank genome assembly. NCBI's taxonomy places the organism in Eukaryota, Fungi, Glomeromycota, Glomeromycetes, Entrophosporales, Entrophosporaceae.
AUGGCACUUAAAAGAAUCAACAAAGAAUUGCACGAUUUAGGGCGUGACCCACCAUCAUCUUGCAGUGCUGGACCUAUUGGUGACGAUCUUUUCCACUGGCAAGCUACAAUUAUGGGACCCACUGAUUCUCCAUAUGCUGGCGGUGUAUUUUUCCUUGCUAUCCAUUUUCCCACAGAUUAUCCGUUCAAACCACCAAAAGUUAAUUUUACAACAAGAAUUUAUCAUCCGAAUAUUAACUCUAAUGGUUCCAUAUGUCUGGAUAUCCUAAGAGACCAAUGGUCGCCUGCUCUAACUAUUUCUAAAGUUCUUCUGUCUAUUUGUUCCAUGUUGACUGAUCCUAAUCCAGAUGAUCCACUUGUGCCUGAGAUCGCACAUGUUUAUAAGACCGAUAGACCUCGUUAUGAGGCAACUGCCAGGGAAUGGACACGUAAAUAUGCUACAUCAGAGGAUAUGUCUGGUCAUCCAAUUGCUCGCAGGUUGAACACUGAGCAAUGUGAGCUAGUUCAACAAAUGUCUACUGCUGGAUCCCAUUCUUGUGAAAUUUUGUCAACCAUUCAUCAGAAUGAUCCUUCUUCUAUGGCCACAUCCAGAACAAUCUACAAUACUCUGCAUUCCAUUCAUGAAGAAAGACUUGAUG